AUGGCAGGCAACUUCGAUUCAUGGGAAGAUGCGGCAAACCAAGAGGAGGAUCUGUCAAGGCGGGCACAAAACAUCAACAUAAACGCUAACACAUUCAGGCCCGGGGCCAACUCAUUCCAGCCUGGUGCUACCUCGUUUCAACCGGGACAGCAAUACCAACAGAAUGGCUAUCAAAAUUACGGCUACGGCCAACAGCAGGGAUAUAACCAAUACCCGCAGUAUGGCCAACAACAAUACGGCCAAUACGGCCAUAUUCAGCAGCAGCAACAGCAACAGCAGAACUACAAUCAAGGGUAUAACAGUGGCCAAUUCGCCGCCUACAAUCAAACGCCUGGAGGAUUCCAGCCUAGACAGGGUGGUCCAAUAAGCAUUGCGAAGAGAUCAGACACACAACCAGCGUCUGCGCCGACACCGCAACAGACUCCCGCCCUGGCCUCUCAAACUGAAGCAACCCCCACCCCGCCCGCUCCCAAACCACAAACUGCUGCCGCACCUCCGAAGGCUAAGGUCCUGUCGAUUGGUGUCCCUACCGCAGCCUCCGCUUCUCCUAAGAAACCUGCCUCUCCAACCACAAAGGACGAACCGGCUUCUUCAAAAGUGGAUGCUGGCUCAAAGGUCUCGGCCGCCAAAGCAGUGGAGAAGUCGGGAGAAAAAGUAACGGGCAAGACAUCCCCAGCUCCAUCAUCGGGAAAGUCUUCCCCUACGCCAGCGGAAGCGAAGAAACAGCGAAAUGCCGACGAACUUGCCGCAGCACAAACCGCCGAUGUUGACCAAUCCGUCCUGGAGGAGAUGUACGGCAAAGAGCACGUCAACAUCAUCUUCAUCGGCCACGUCGAUGCCGGUAAAUCUACACUCGGUGGUCAAGUCUUGAUUCAGACGGGCAUGGUCGACGAGCGGACACUGGAAAAGUACAAACGCGACGCCAAAGACGCAGGCCGUGAGACAUGGUACAUUUCUUGGGUACUGGAUCUCAACAAGGAAGAACGAGCAAAGGGUAAAACCGUCGAAGUCGGUCGUGGCUUCUUCGAGACCGAGAAGCGAAGAUACACCAUCCUGGAUGCUCCGGGCCAUAAGACCUACGUGCCCAACAUGCUCAGCGGCGCCGCUCAAGCCGACGUGGCCAUUCUUGUCAUCUCCGCGCGAAGAGGCGAGUUCGAGACGGGAUUUGAAAAAGGUGGCCAAACUCAAGAACACGCCAUGUUGAUUAAAACCACUGGAGCGAAGGAGCUAGUCGUGGUGGUCAACAAAAUGGAUGACCCUACCGUCGAAUGGAGCAAGGAACGCUACGACGAAAUUGUCGGCAAAUUGAAGCCGUACCUCAAGAAACGAAUCGGCCUGGACUCAACCUUCAUGCCCAUCUCUGCACAAACAGGCGUCAAUGUCAAGGACCGCAUCCCCCCCAGCGUGGUGGACUGGUAUAAAGGACCCUCCCUCCUCGAAUUCCUCGACGGCAUGGCCAAGAUCCAGCGCAACCUCAACGCGCCGUUCAUGAUGCCCAUCGGUGCCAAGUACCGCGACAUGGGUACCAUGAUCGAAGGCCGCAUCGAAGCCGGCGUUGUCCAGAAGACCUCGACGCUGAUCAUGAUGCCCAACCGCGAAGAGGUCGGCAUCGCAGCCCUAUAUGGCGAAACCGAAGAUGAAGUGCCAUAUGCCACGUGUGGAGACCAGGUCCGCAUGCGCCUCCGAGGCAUCGAAGAAGAAGACAUCAUGCCGGGAUUCGUGCUCUGCUCGCCAAAACGCCUCGUCCACUGCGUCAAAGAAUUCGAAGCACAGAUCAACAUUGUGGAACUCAAGUCCAUUCUCUCCGCGGGCUUCAACUGCGUGCUCCACGUCCACGCCGCGACCGAAGAAGUCACCUUCGCUGCCCUCUUGCACAAGCUCGAACCCAGAACGGGGCGGAAGAGUAAGAAGCCGCCCCCGUUCGCCGCGAAGGGGCAGAAUAUCAUCGCCAGAUUGCAGGUCACCAGCGGCGGAGGCAAGAUCUGUGUCGAGAGGUUUGAGGACUAUCCUCAACUAGGACGCUUCACGCUACGAGACCAAGGGCAAACGAUUGCGGUGGGCAAGAUCACGAAGUUGAUUCUAGACGACGAGUAA
This is a messenger RNA of Cladophialophora yegresii CBS 114405, 2094 nucleotides long. RefSeq lists its product as uncharacterized. Gene Ontology annotation, molecular function: GTP binding; GTPase activity; translation release factor activity. Gene Ontology annotation, cellular component: translation release factor complex. The record is from RefSeq and is a predicted model, not a curated record. Lineage: Eukaryota; Fungi; Ascomycota; Eurotiomycetes; Chaetothyriales; Herpotrichiellaceae. Bases 1 to 2094 code for a protein of 697 amino acids. The transcript has a single exon. Gene Ontology annotation, biological process: translational termination; nuclear-transcribed mRNA catabolic process, deadenylation-dependent decay; translation.